AGUGCGCCGCCUGCCACUCGCAGUCCGUCGCGCAUUCAGUGUCCAACCGCGCCGCAACGCAUCGUCGCCACGCACACGCAAGCGCGCUCAACGAAUUAUUACUGUUUUAUAAUAUUAUAAUAUACUGUUUUUAUUAUUAUUAUUAUAGUUAUUACCUAUUGGUCUAUACAUUGGUGCGGACGCGGAACGCACGUAAAUAAGAACGAUAACAUUGUUGUAAUAAUAUCACGCGUUGUUAUUAGGUACCAUUAUAUUGUCUAUACGAUUCGUGCGGAGAUUACCAGCUACCUAUACACUUCGGCACCUCGACUGCAGAUUCGAUGAUACGAAACGUAACCGCUACAGUCAACCGAAAUGUGCCGGUCGCGUUGCUAACACCACUCGCACAUUAACGACGAUAUAAGGAUCGCUCAAACCGUAUACUGCAAGCGUCCAAGUAUUUCGUAUCGCCCGUAGAGUAUAAAAUCGUGAAAACACAUAUUCUUCGUCGUGAUUAAGUGCUGCGGUUAAUUUUUCGUGCGACUAACGGCGGUCUGAACGGAAAUCUUCGCCGCGGCGUCAACAUGGUCGACGAGACCAAGUGCAGUUCGGUCGAGGACGGCACGACCACGGACGAGGAUCGGGACGUCCGCGUCGAUUCCGGCGGAUCGGACGAGGAGCUGUGCAUGGACGAAGAAGACGAGGACGACGUGUCGUCACCGACCUCGGCGGCGCCCGGCGCCCUCACGUUCGGCAUAUCCCGUCUGUUGGCCGGCGGCGGCGGCGGCGGUGGCGGCGGACGUGGCGCAGACGAAUUGGCGUCCAAGCGGUCGGCGUCCUGCGCCGGCAUGGCCGCGGCCGCCGUAUCCGGUCCGGCGGAGGCGCUCGCUUCGCUGUACGCGGCCGGACAUCACCACGCGGCCGUGUUCGGUCUUCACCAUCACCUGCACCAGCAACAGCACAUGGCCGCCGCCGCGGCCGCCGCUCACCAAGCCGCCGCCGCAGCCGCGGCCGCGGCCAACAAGCCGGCCGACGACAAGACUUACCUACAAUACUCGGGAGCGGCGGGCGUGAUCAAGGUUCCUGCUCACCGGCCGCACCCGUCAAACGGCACCGGUGGCGGUGGAGCGCCCGGUCCGAUGCAGUCUCCGUGGGCCGCAGCCGCAGCCAUCGACCCGGUGUCGUUCAUGCAGCGCAACGCUUUCCUGUUCGCAGCCGAUAAGAACCGACUGGCAGCCGGUUGUGCUGGUGGACUUUUGGGCACCCGGCGCAUUGGACACCCGUACCAGAACCGAACGCCACCCAAGAGAAAAAAGCCGCGUACAUCGUUCACUCGCAGUCAAAUAUCACAGUUGGAAGAGAAGUUCAAUAAGCACAGAUACCUUUCAUCUGUCGAUCGCGCGGCUCUAGCGAAAGCGCUCAAGAUGACCGACGCGCAGGUCAAAACAUGGUUCCAAAACAGACGCACCAAAUGGAGACGUCACAUGAUGGAAGAACGAGAAGCUCAGAGGCAGAUGGCCACGAAAAUGAUGCAGUCCAUGAUGGACGACAGAGACGGCGGAGUACGUCUGGGCGCGCUGCAGGGUCUACAGGCCUGGUCUCCGGCAGCCAUGUCACCCGGCGGCGGACCCGGAGGCGUCGGCGGAUCGCCAGUGGCGCCCCAACCGCCACCAGGACACUUUGCCCUGUCACAGCCUCCGGUCGCUUCGCCCAUGUGCUGAACGGACUUUGGACCGCGUCCGGCGGUUUUUAUUUUUCGUCGCUAUCACGUGUACUCAGAUUCCUAAGUCCUCGCGACACGCUCCGUACUAAUAUUAAAUAAAAUUAUGUUUUAACGAGACCUAUCGUGUGUACCGAUCUGCAGUGAUCGUACCGAUGAUGUUGGGUCGAGCGAAUACAAAUAUUUUUAUUUUGAAUAAUAUUUUACCUACAAGCGUGUGAUAGUAAUAUUAUUGUAGUCAUUUUAACGUAUAAUAUAUUAAUAUAUCCUGUACAGAGAUUCGUAUUUUUAUGCCAUUUUUUUGUGUGAUGAUUAUAAUCAUUAUGUGUCGUAUAUUACAUAAAAAAAAUAUUAUACGUAAGACUCGGAUCCGCGAAUCGCAAUACCUCAUGAAAUACAAUGAAUAUUAAAAACAAAUACUGAUAGUAUAAUACAUAUUUCAUAUCGAAAAAUUUAAAAUAGUUUGUUCUUUUACUAUCGGUGAAAAAAAAAAUACAAACUCAAAUAAAAUAUAAAAUCCUUUUAUUUUCGAAAUAUAAUAAUUAUCACUUUUUAGUAAGUAUGUGUAAGUUGCAUACAUUCGUUCAAAUCGGUCUCCUACUCUCCUGCACAUAUACGACGCUAAACCAUAUAUCUAAUAUAUUUAAUAUACGGGUAUACAUAAUAUUAUAAUAUGGUUUAAGCAGAGCACGGCGAUGUACCUAUGUGGUUCGGUGACUGUAUAGGUAUAUUGCAUUAUAACAUCGUAUCGAUUCAUUUUAUUAUUAUAUUAUUGUGUAAUGUACGACAUACAGUUUAUAGUCAUCAUAUUAUAUGAUAUAUCGUUCUCGUUUCGUAUACACAAUGUCCACGCCAUUGUAUUACCAAUAAUAUAUUAUAAUUGUGUAUUUUUAAUUUAAACAUUAUUGAAACUUUUAUAGCAUUUAAAUAUCAUAUUUUAUCUCAUAUAUUUAUUUUUCUUUGACGUUUAUUGCGUGUAUAUAAUAUAAAAAAAUACCUAUUAUUAUUAGUUGUAGUAGUAAUAGUAUUUAUAUGUUAUAAAUAUACAGGUGCAUCUUAAAAGUUUUCGAUCAGCUAUAUAUAUGUAUAUAAGGAACGUUUUAGACUUUUGGCUUGUGUAUACAAAUAUGUAUAUGUAUAUUAUAACACAGUGAUCAUAAAUUAUAAUAUUAUACAUAUUUUAUACAUUUCGGAAAACUAGGCGUGUGCAAUCAAAUAUCGAUUUUAAUAACAGUUUUGAACCAAAACACGGCUCUUAAAUGAGGUUACGCGACCAGCGCAGAUCCCGAAUACACAUGUAUCAUAUUAUUGACAGUUGUUCCAAAAAAUCUCGAGGCGCUCUACACUUCGUGUACAAGAGACAGGCAAAUAAUUAUUAUGUUAUUUGAAUAACAUUUCAUUCGAAUAAUUUCCUAUAUUCUGCGGUGACAGGUGAAUGUGAUAAUAAUAAUAGUAAUUAUAAUAAUAUUAUGCAUGUUGGUGUACAUGAGACCGGGAAUUUUUCGAUUCGUAAAUUAAUAUCAAAUAUCGUUAUAAAAUAGUUUUAUUAUUCUAUACAAGUAGCCACGUGAAAUUAAAAUAUACUCACAACAUGACACAUAAAUAUAUCACUCAUUAUUACGCGAUAAGGUACUUUAUAAUCUAAUAUUAUUUUGUAUUUAUAUAAAGGUAAUAAUAUUAUUAUUUAUAUAAAUUGUAAAUUUUUAUUUGUAAUAUGUACGAGUGCAAUGUUAGAUAUUAUUUAUUAAUUAUUAUUAUAUAGUUAUAUUAUUAUAUAUAGUGAGUAAAAGAGGCAUUAAGCAUAAUAAUAUUAUAUAGGUAUAUUACAUGUUUUAUUUAUUAUAUGAAUUUCAUUUUCGUUUUUAAGGCAUUCCCACACUGUACAUAUAAAAUAUAUAAAUCAUGUAUAUAUAGAUGAUAAAUACAUACGUUUGUAUGUAUAGAUAUAAGUUUAGAUACGCGAUAAAUGGACGAAAAAAAUCAUUAUUUCAAUAUUGUUAUAACUAAUAUUAUUCGUAAUUUUCCAAUGGACCAGAUCAUUGUACUAUGUUUUUCGUUUGAAUAAUAAUAAUGAUAAUAAAAAUGUUACAAAAAUACCUAAUGAUAAAAAUAUGAUGUUUUAUUGUAUUAUAUAUAGUGUCAUAGUAAUAAUAUAAUAUAUAAAUAUAUAUUAUGUAAUAUCGCUUGAUUAAUAUACAUUAAGUACACCAUAUUAUAUACCUAUAUAUACGUAGAUAUUAAUGACUUGUAAUGAUAAUCGUCAACGAUGAAACGCGAGUAAAUUAUAUUUUAUAUAUGAAGCCAUAUUAUAAUAUUACGAUGUUUGAAGUGGUGCAGUGUUUCGUUUUAAAAUUAUUAAGUAGGUAGAUAUAUAUUAUGUAGGUAGGUAUUAUAGCUUUAGUCAUGUUUUAUUAUACAUUAUUAUCAUUUAUAUAUACAUAUAGGUAUGUGCUGUAUCUAUACAUUUCGUGCUAAAUAUGCCAUUUAUUAGUAUAUUAUGGUACUAUUAUUACAUAUUAUUUAUAAUAUUGUUGUAAAUGUUACAAACUACUUAUUUUUUUUUUUUUAUAAAAGAUCGUCGCGCAUAUAUAUUGAUUUAUACAUUUUUAUCGUCUCGGAAUACUAUAUAUAUUAUAUAUAUUAUCAUUGUGCUUAAUAAACUAUAUGUAUACAUAUAAUACAUAUGUAUAAUGUAUAUAUUCAUAUAUAACAUUAAAAGUUUUUUUUUUUUAUUUUCGAUAGCACUCGAACUAUGUGACAAUGUACACAUUUACUGUUCGGUGACUACGAGUAACUAUAUACAUAUGUAGUUUAAUAAUACCUGCAAAAAGUCUAUUCCGGCUGGUGUACCGUUUUCACGGUCGAUUUUUUGUAUCAAAUUGUAUUAUUUACAUAUAAUAAUUAUAAUAAAUGU
Messenger RNA from Aphis gossypii (cotton aphid), 4613 nucleotides. RefSeq names its product T-cell leukemia homeobox protein 3-like. The coding region runs from base 564 to 1700 and encodes 378 amino acids. The transcript is spliced from 3 exons. Gene Ontology annotation, biological process: animal organ development; regulation of transcription by RNA polymerase II. The record is from RefSeq and is a predicted model, not a curated record. Gene Ontology annotation, molecular function: RNA polymerase II cis-regulatory region sequence-specific DNA binding; DNA-binding transcription factor activity, RNA polymerase II-specific. Gene Ontology annotation, cellular component: nucleus. NCBI's taxonomy places the organism in Eukaryota, Metazoa, Arthropoda, Insecta, Hemiptera, Aphididae.